AUGGGAUUCCCUCAACGUUUUUGUGGUUGGGUGUUUAGCUAUGUUAGAGCUCCCCGCUUCUCUAUUCUCGUUAAUGGCCAGCUGACGGAGAGCAUUGUGGCCGGUUGUGGCUUCCGGCAGGGGUGCCCGUUAUCCCCGUACUUGUUCAUUAUAUGCUCGGAACUUCUAUCGUUGCAUUUCCAUCAGAAUUUUCCCGAGCUGGGUGCCACCAUCCCUAACGUACGAAAAGUCUUGUCGAUCCUUGGUGAUCACUGUGGUUGGACGGGGCAGAAGAUAAACAAGAACAAAUCGGUUAUUUUGUUUAGUAAAACCACUGCUUCCUCUACCAAGUCCCGUCUAGCUAGGCUUGCAGGCUGCCAUAUGGUGGAGGAAAUGGAGUACUUUGGGAUCAAGCUCGCGAUGAGAAGACUGAGGAAAGUGGACUUUAGUCCGCUGCUGCAGAAGAUCCGAAGUCAUACCCUCUCUUGGGGGGUGCUGACUGAAAUUGAGAAGAUCUGUCGAAGUUUCCUUUGGGACCGGGACGCUGAACAUAAGAGCUUACACUAUGCGUCGUGGAGGAGCCUUGCUAGGCCCAGGCGAGUGGGUGGAUUAGGCUUUCAUGAUAGCAGUAACUGGACUGGCCCGCUCAGGGAGCAUAAACGGGGACACUCGGCUGGUUGGAAGGUAAUCUGUAGUGAGGUGGAGAGCCUGGAGGGUUGUGUGAGAUGGAGGAUAUGCACGGGCUCGGAUGUGGAUGUGCUCAAUCAUGUGUGGAUUUUGGAUAUAGCCUUAUCUCGUUGGCCUACUUUUUGCAAUGUUGAGAUGCCUCAGGAUUGCACUGUUGAUGAAUUCAUUACGGGUGAACGGAACUGGAACAAACCAAAGCUUUUGAUAUUCUUUGGUGAGGCAUUGGCUGAUAGGAUCUGUGAUGUUAAAAUUUGGACGGAGCUUGUGGUGGAUACUCUCGAGUUGAUCAAAUGUCCCCUUGGCUCUUCCGUCUCGGCUAUCUGCUACAACAAUGCAUUUCAGGAGGUGGAGGAUCCCUGCUGCCCCAUUCUGAAAAUUGGUUUAAGACCCCGUGUAAGGAUCUUUUGGUGGAGGGUGUCUAAGGAUUUGAUCCCUACCGGUGCAUGGCUGGCUCGCCGUGGCCUCUCUUCGGACAUGGCUUGCCCUUUGGGCUUUAAUCAAGAGGAGAAUAGGGAUCAUAUUACUACGCGGUGCAUGCGGCUUAUGGAGGUCCUGGGCUGGCUGGCGAACUGGGGCUUCAACACUCCCAGGUUUUCUUCGUUUGCCGAGCUCCAACUUGCUUUAGGGGGGGCGCUGCGACGGCCAAGGACCGCUGGGCGGUUUUCUAUUGCGGGGCUGUCUUCCAAUGCUGGGGUACAAGGAACGUAA
Messenger RNA from Dendrobium catenatum, 1374 nucleotides. RefSeq lists its product as uncharacterized. Lineage: Eukaryota; Viridiplantae; Streptophyta; Magnoliopsida; Asparagales; Orchidaceae. Bases 1 to 1374 code for a protein of 457 amino acids. The transcript has 4 exons. The record is from RefSeq and is a predicted model, not a curated record.